Molecule: messenger RNA, 4071 nt
Organism: Branchiostoma floridae (Florida lancelet)
Lineage: Eukaryota; Metazoa; Chordata; Leptocardii; Amphioxiformes; Branchiostomatidae
Product: probable G-protein coupled receptor 158
Exons: 11
Coding region: 1369-3687 (772 amino acids)
Biological process (GO): G protein-coupled receptor signaling pathway
Cellular component (GO): membrane
Molecular function (GO): G protein-coupled receptor activity
Source: RefSeq, a predicted model, not a curated record
ACCAUAGCCGAAAAUUGGCUGAGAUUUCCUGCGGAGAUUACAGAGGUGCCCCGCCGUCAGACGGUCGCGGCGUGGGCGGAAGAUUUAUCGUCGCAAUCAGCGCAAUCUACAGACAGAGUUCAGCGGUGCAGAUUCUAGCACAGCCCGGGGCAUCAGAAAGAUGCGACACGUCUCCUCUUAGAUGUAAUCACCCAACGACACACUAUCAAAAAGUUAUUAAGGUGGAUAGAUUCAUUCGAGUUGGAAGGCAGAGCCAUGCAGAGGGUUUAUAUGGCCAAGGACAUCAUGUGGUACGAUACAGUACACGGUGUCAGCUCGGAAUGACGGAGGGUUAUCAAACCCAUCAGGGAUCUAAUUCUACAACGGUCUUGUCUGUUUCUAGCUGCUGUCGUGUUAAUGCAUCUGAUAUAGCUAACGGAGGAGUGGAGGCUGUGUACGUGUGCUGUAAGGAGUUACCAAUUCCAGUCAUGUAAGCUGCGUGGUGGUGGUAGAAUAUACACCCGUGAAUCCUGUGGUGUCAGGCUGCGCUGAUCCUUGUGGACCCCAGCCACGGGAUUCUGCUCCGAAAAAAUUCAUUUGACAUGUAAUUGUGUCGUUAAUUGUGUUCGUGAAGAGAAGUUGAUAUUGAUGCAGAGAUCCGUGAUUAAUUGUCCGGUUGAUAUCGAGGCCGGGCCGCCACUUCGUGAGCGGGUGCCGUUAAUUACCCAGUCGUGCGACGUUUUAGUGCCUCGCCGGAAGGACUGACGGGGAUGCACACGGCAUCCAACCCGGAAAAUAAGAGGAUGGAAGAGGGGCGGCAGCAAGUGUCAUCUUCGUCUCGGAGCAUCCCAUAAAGAGAUCGUAAGGAGGAUCUCAGGGUGGGGUUGGCGUUGCAAGAAUGGGGAAGCGCUUUCGGAGCUCGGUAGCGCUAAAUGUUCGCUGUUGCGAAGGAUGUUGCGCCGCGCAAACCUAACAUCAAAUGUGCCCACCAACUGCAGGGAUGCUAGCGGGCGUGUCCUUGUCAACGGAACUAAACAGCGUUUGACGGCCAACAUGCGUUUGCCACUCGGCUACAUGUCGUCUGAGCGAUAGUGGGAUUUUACACGGUGUAUUUACGGAUAGACAUUGUUGAGCAUGUCACAAACGGUUCAGCUGAAAGCAGUUCAGCACUCAAAAGAAAACAUGUGAGCAGACUCGGUAUAAGAUUAGAGGAGAAGACAUUACAGACAUCGCAGAGGUGUCUACGGUAAUGCCAGCAAAUGUAGCUUCGUUGACUAUUUCUGUGUCUGCAUUUUGAUACCAAGUGGUUACAGAAGACAUAUAUCAACUGCAUGGCGUAAUCCUGAAAAUACGUUCCCUUUCCGCAUAUCGAAUAUUCUGAAAGCCAUCAUGUAUCAAGACGGGACAGGGACGUGUAUGUGGAGACUGCCAGUACUUCUGCCACUCUUGUGGUGUCAGCUGCCUGUAGUCCUGAGCCAAAUGACAGCUGUUAAAAGUACGGCAUCAGUGCUGGGUACGACUCCAUCAUCUAUGACGGCCUCCGGCUCCAAAACCUUUCCCUCCACUUCAACAACCACAUCCAUAACUACUGCCAACCCGGCUCUAACGAUCACCAACCGAGCUUCAUCGCAUUUCGUGGACCAGAAAUCGUUAGCGCUGGAGGCUGUGGAGUCAGCCAGAACUUCUCGAACGUGCGAAACAACCGAUUUAGCGAUAUACACCUCCUCUGGCUCGGAGAUGGACAAGAUGGCGUCCGACCUCGGGCCGGAACUGAAAUCAAUUUACGAUGCAGCAGGCGUUAUCUCAAGACUGCAAAGGUCUCUGCGAGGUGAAAUGAAAGAUGGGAGGAACGAUAUGUACAACGCUCUACUGAACACGUUAUUACUCCGACACUCCAACAUAAUGAAGAGUUGUGUGGGGCUAAUAGACUCCCAGUUCAAUGACACGAUGGCCACAUACACCUGCGUGGACAGAAAGUCACAGUUUGACAAUAGUACGGGCAAUGGGGGUGACACAGACGCGUCUACUCAAUCAGAGGUACAUGAAUGGUUUUGGUCUUUGCUGGGAGCAAACAACACCCCUGCAGUUGGACAAGGAAGUUUUGCCGUCGGACGUGACUAUUGGUCCAACAUCACCUUGGUCUGCGGACAAGAACGGAAAUGGAAAAUCACCUUUUCUACCCCGGUCUACAGAGAAGGAGAUGGCAGACUCAAAAGCGGCGCCGUUCAAGCUGACUUUGACCUCUCUUCGGUUGACAUCAACCAGUGCCCCGGAAGUACAACCAUCUUUGCUGACACCCACAAGUGUAGAAACCGUUCUACCGAGUGUGUUCCGAUUCCUGGCCAAGGCUUCCGGCGCGGUUCGUACUACUGCCAAUGUCGGAAGGGAUACUACUUCCCAGACCCAGGUGCCAAUCAAACGUUCUUCGAUGGAACAGCCGUCGAGGAGGAGUAUCUAAGAUGGCGGCGAGGCAACCGCACAGCGUACCCCAAGAGUUUCCAAUGCCUGCCUUGCGCAGAAGGGUGCGAGUCCUGCCUUGACGGAUCGCCAUGCGUGGUGCGAGAGGACCAACUCUUGAGAACCAUCGUCGCUGGGAUCCAGUGCUUGAGCGUUGUCGUCUGCCUUGUGCUUGGAGUUGUCGCAUUCAAGCACCGGAAAACAAAAUCUGUUGAAGCCUUUGGCCCGUGGCUGCUGCUGCUUCUGCUUUUCGGAACAGUGUUGCUGUACAGCCCGGUCAUAGUGCUCUACUUCAGACCUAUUGCUGCGACCUGCCUCCUGCUGUUCUGGUUCCGAGAGCUCGGCUUCGCCUUGGCCUAUGGAGUUCUUGUUCUGAGGGCACGGAGAUACCUGGAAGUGUUCCAAACCAGAUCGGCUACCCAGCUGGAACUGUCCGAUAAGGGCCUGCUGAAGCUGCUUGCUGCCAUCGUGCUGGUUGCCCUGGGUCUCCUGUUCGCUGGUACGGCGUGUACCAUCCAGGAGGCCCGAGCAGGCCUCAGCAUCGUCUCGGUGGAGGGGAGAACCGGCUCGGGACUGAAGUUCUCCUACUGCUCGCUGAGUUUGUGGAGCUACUGUUUAGAUAUAGGAGAACUCCUGUUCCUUGUAUGGGGGCUGUACCAGUGUUACCGCAUCCGCUCCGCACCCUCCGAGUUCAACGAGCCACUCUUCAUGACCGUCGCCAUCGGCAAUGAAGCUCUGCUCACAUUCAUUUUCAACGUCGCAAGACAUGCGGUCCUGCCAAUCAUCCACCCGGAUGUGACGUACUUAGCCCACUUCCUGCACAGUCAGCUGACGGUCACGGUCAUGGUCGGCAUCAUCUUCAUUCCAAAGCUGCGCCAUAUCGGCCAGGUGGAAAGGCAAAGACGUGACUUCCGGUCUCGGAAGUUCCGUGCCAGAAGCUAUGCCCCCGGACUGGAGCUGGACAACGCCAUACCCCGUACCCAGACCAACGGCUCCAUCUGCGAGCAGGCCGCAGACCCAUCGGAGCUCAGGGAGGAGCUGAAGAGAGUGUACCAGGAACUGGAGGUGUACAAGCUGAAGACCAUGAUGAUGAACAACCGGCACAUCCGCAAGAAGAAGGGCAGAAGACGUCCUCUCAUCGCCAUGCUUACGUCACGAGCAUCUGACGAGGACUCCGGGGGCGGUCGGGACUCUUCGUUUGAUACCCCGAGCGAGCAACGUACGAUCACCCCCGAACCGCGUGAUAGGUGAACUGGCCAAUCCGUACUGGCAAUGCGAGACCUGACGAAGCAAUGAUUUUGAAUCUUCGCCAGCCAAGGGAAAGCACUUCUGGGUUUUUUUUUUUUUCAACACCAUCAUACAAAGAGUGAAAAGCGGGGGAGCGAGCCGGUAAAAAUCCCGACCACUACUAUCUCCGCGACUCAACCUCUGCUUGGAGAAUAAAGCAAAGCAUGGUGCUUUUUCGAUAGCUGAUAGUACAAUGCGGCUUUGCUAAGGCUCGUGUUUUCAACCAAGCACGCCAGGUCACCACUACCUUUGUUGAUAAGCGUGUUGGGUUCUUCUACGUACAGAGGUUUGGUGCAUAAGGCUUAGGUAUAUACGGGCCACCGGGUUUACUUCCCAGUGCACGAGUGC